AUGGCUGCGAGAAAUGGAGGCCUAUCUAAGCCAUCAAAGAUGAGUAGAUCGGGCUCGAUGGACGUUUCUCGCUUUUCUUCGUGCCAGCUGGGAGUCAGAGAUGUUGGAUGGAGUCUUCAAGGCAGUCAAGGGCCAAACCCUGGUAACUAUGCAUUUAAAUACUUGCCCACAACCACACUGCUAGAGGUCAAACAAACCGACCGACAGAGGAUAUUCCUAGUAGCGAUCACGCCGGGCAGAUUGUACAAGUAUGAAGUAGUGAAGACGAAGAGUUGUACUUUCACAUCUCCAGAGCUCAAACUAGUUGUUGCUCUCUCGGAGUUAAGCAGCUUCUAA
Molecule: messenger RNA, 336 nt
Organism: Microsporum canis CBS 113480
Lineage: Eukaryota; Fungi; Ascomycota; Eurotiomycetes; Onygenales; Arthrodermataceae
Exons: 2
Coding region: 1-336 (111 amino acids)
Source: RefSeq, a predicted model, not a curated record